Alternaria alternata is the source of this 2636-nucleotide messenger RNA. Its product is annotated as FabD/lysophospholipase-like protein. The coding region runs from base 401 to 2242 and encodes 613 amino acids. Lineage: Eukaryota; Fungi; Ascomycota; Dothideomycetes; Pleosporales; Pleosporaceae. The transcript has 3 exons. Gene Ontology annotation, biological process: arachidonate metabolic process. The record is from RefSeq and is a predicted model, not a curated record. Gene Ontology annotation, cellular component: membrane.
CAUGACCGGCAAGAGUCAAAGAAUCUUUUUAACUCCUCCACGUGAACUCCUCUUACUCAUCGCCUGUCUCUCCUGUGACUGUACCCUAUGCCCUUCUGCUCGCGCACCGAGCAGCCGACCUCACAACGACAUUCUUGAGCGCUUUCGAGCGCGCGCGCCCAGGCUUGGAUCCCUCUCAGCCACGCUUUACUGCUUAGUACACCAACAACACGACGAUUCCAGACAAAUCCUCAGCCGCGCAAUCAGCCCACGCCAGCCCACGGCCUGAAAUACUGGAAAGCAGCGGACCCGACAGCCUGAUUCUAUCCACACAACGCAGCGAAGACGUAUACGCGCCGUGCCAGGCAGAACCGCCUAGAAUCUGUGAUACCCAACACAACCAGCGCAUAUUACUCCAAACAUGGCACUCAACGGGGUGCGUCGGAAGGACACAACUAAAGGGCCGCCGCUGCGCAUUCUGUCGCUAGACGGCGGAGGCGUGCGGGGGUACUCCAUGCUGAUAAUCCUCCAAGAAUUGAUGCACCGAACUUUUGUCGAGACCGAAGGCCGAGCCCCAAAACGGCACGAAGUACCAAAGCCAUGCGAACAUUUCGAUCUCAUUGUAGGAACCGGCACCGGAGGUCUGAUUGCCAUAAUGCUGGGUAGACUGAGAAUGGACGUGGAGACGUGCAAAGACGUCUACGUGCGCAUGACGAGAAGAGUAUUUGAGACGGACAAGACGUUUGCCGGCAUACCAUAUCGAUCUACAUUGUUCAAGGCGUCCAAGCUAGAGGAAGCUAUUAUGCAAUGUGUGCGCGAACACACCAUCUACGAUGACGAAGGCAACGACAACCACAAUGGGCAGGAUGCACCGCCCAUGACCCCGGGCAGUGCUAUUUCGGGCCGUAUGCAAAGGAGCGCUAGUAAUGCCAGCAACUAUAGCCAGAUUGGCAUGACGCCCGUAAAUAUGCGCAUAGCCGCCAUGAAGUGGGGGAACCCUCACGCUCUGCUAUACGACAACCGGGAAGAGCGCACUAAGACCGCCGUCACGGCCGUGUACAAAGGCACAAGGAAAUCUGGCGCUGGCCAGAUCCUGCUCCGCUCCUACGAUUCCCGCAAAGAACCCGCCAUCGAACCCAACGCCACAAUAUGGCAAGCCGGCCGAGCCACAUCCGCGACUGCCCUGGCAUUCAAGCCCAUCCAAGUCGGACAAUCCGUCUUCCUCGAUGAAGGUUCCGGCAAAUACAACCCAGCCCCCAUGGCCCUCGACGAAGCCGUCUGCAACGAAUGGCCCGGCCGCGAAGUCGGCGUCUUUGUGAGCAUAGGGACGGGAAAGCGACCCGAAGGCACAAACGCCCAACAACAUCUGUGGUGGGAAGGUUUUGUGUCAGGCGGCAUCGGCGACUUUGCAGAGGCCCGCCGCAAGCUCAUUCAAAAGAUCGAAGACUGCGAAAAGACACACAAGGAAAUGAAGGACCAUCUUGCGAAACGACAUGUCAAUCCGGAAAAUUACUAUCGCCUGAAUGUCAAUGUGGGUGUUGGGGAAUUUGGAAUGAAUGAGUGGAACGCCCUCGCAGAAAUCAGCACAAACACGCGCAUGUACCUUGCAGAGAAGAGCGUCCAAUCCAUGACCCUCGAUUCCGCCGCCAAAAUCGCCAGAAUCCAUUUCGCAAAAGUCCGCUGGGAGCGCGCGGCCAAAGGCGAGUCUCCUUUCUCACCAGGCGCCCAGGCACCCAAUAAACCCCUCCCUACCGUCCCAGACCCUGCACCCAUGGCCGUCGAACUACCAGCCGAGGACCUUGCACCAGAAUACUACACUAAUAUCCAUCCUGCAUUUCGACCCGCGGCGGAACCAAGACGGCCGAGUGACAACGACAAAUUCCUCGUUGUGUCAAGUGAUGAGUAUCCGCAGUCGGCCAGUACAGAUGGCUUCUCGGACCUCCCGCCACGUCACUCUGGUGAACUAGUGUCUCCGGGUCGGCGCUCAGAUGAGCAGUUUCAAGCGGGAAGGCCGGUUUCUUGGAUGAGCAGUGCGACGAGUUGGGACGAUAGGUUGAGCAAUGCGCCGCCGAGGCCGCCCAAGACGCCCUUGCAGGAUGGCUAUGGUCCGCCGCCGCCACUGUCGUCUGGCGGGUUGAGGACCAGUCCGCCGGCUGGAAGCAGUUUUGCGAGACCACCGCCUGGAGCGCCGCUGCCGUAUCCGGAUACAGAUGGUCCGCCGCCUAUUGUUAACAAGGCUACAAAACCGGAUUAUUCGAGGUGAUAGAGAGAGAGAGAGAGUCUCCUCAUGUGUGUAAGCGAAACUCAUGAUUUUGAAACGGCCGAGAAAGUUGCAUGUUGAACGAUGUAUAGUUUAGAUACCCAUUCGAAGUUUUUUUUUUCCUCUUCUCUUUUGCUCCGUUGAUGAAUAUUGAGGUGGUGUCCUCUUUUGUAUUUCGACAUGUUCCUCAUGAUGUGAUUCCUUUUUGCAUCCCGUUGUGUUCAUGCUGUCUGAGAGUAGAGGACAUUUCGCUCGCGAACGCCGAUCAGACUAUAUGAAAUAGCUCCCCCGGGAUCCAACGAUAUCAGUAGUACAUCCUUGUGAAUGCGACUACGCGAUCAGACCCAGCCCUCUGAUUGAAUCAGAAAUCUUCGCCGACUUGCCCUUCCUCCUUUGG